Molecule: messenger RNA, 2585 nt
Organism: Drosophila suzukii
Lineage: Eukaryota; Metazoa; Arthropoda; Insecta; Diptera; Drosophilidae
Product: HUWE1-associated protein modifying stress responses
Source: RefSeq, a predicted model, not a curated record
UCUCGCCCAUCUGGCAACGCCAUCGCUGAGUGUGAGUUCUUUUUUGUGCUGGUUUACAACAUAAAAGUGCUGCUCGCUCGUCGUUCGUACAAUAAAUAAAUUAAAAUCAUCUACAACCGGGCGGCCAGAGGAGCAAUCGGCUUGCGAGGACGGUCAAAACGGUGGAUUACCAGCCGAUUUCCUGGUUAAUUCCAAAUUCAAAACCAAGAGUUGGUCCAAAGUGCGUGCGAGUGUGUUGGUGCGUUUCGUUUCGCGUGUUUGCCAGUGUGUGUGUGCGUGUGUCGUCGUAGCAGCAGCAGCACCACCAGAAGAAGAAGAAGAACAAGCAGCAGCAGCAGAAAAGGAGCAGCGGAAGAAGAGACGGUAGUCCAGGCCUUUGCCGGAACGGGAAAGGAACCGUAACUUGGGACACACUCGCCCCGACCUGACCCGAAGGGAGAGCGAGAGAGAGUGAGACGCAAAGAGAAAUGCAACAACAACCGGAGUCGGGCGGAGAGGAGAGCUGGCUGGAGGAGCAGUGUCACCGCGAAAUCCACGGCCAGCACGACGAGUUCGAACGGGAGUUUGUGCGUCAGCGUGACAACAAUCUGAGCACCGUGUGGGGAGCAUUCCAGGAUUCGGCCACCGCCGUUGCCCAGCUUUACAGAGAGCGCUCAUCGAACACAUUUUCCUCAGACACAGGAGCCCUUUGGCUGCCCUUCCAGACCGCAGCUGGCACUGUGACAACACUCUACAAAGAAUCAUGUGAUGGUCUCAAACGCACCAGCGACGCUGCCAUUCAGUGUGGCUACCAAAGACGCACUCGCGAAUUGGCCGAUUGGGCGCGCAGCAAAAAACGCCGGAUGAUACGGCGCGAGGAUCUCCUGGCCUAUUUGGCCGGAAAGCCCCUACCGCCAUCCAACUCAAAUCCACAUGCCAAUCGUCGCAGGUCGCCGAAACCGGAGCACCAUCACCAGAGCGGCAGCGGCGGCUCUGGCCUGGGUUUUCACAGCUCCGGACUGGGCCUGCCCAGUGGUCCGCCCACAGCCGCCGGCGGUGGACACCUGCUGUCCGCCGGAGCAGCCGGUGGCCGGCAUGAGGGAUCGGCCGGUGCCCCUGGCGGCGGAAUCGGCGAUGAUUUGCACACCUUCAAGGAGGCCUUGGUUUUGCGUCCACGUGGCCCGGAACUAUUUGCAUUUGUUGCCAACGAGAUAGCGCGCCAUUGCAAGCGUCCCGGCAGUCCCAUCGACGACAAAAUGGAUAUUUGCCACUACAGCAGUAAACGCCAGCGCUUCAUGUAAUCCAACACCAAUGGCUAACCCAGCCCAAAGCAAAGCUCCCGGUCAUCAAAACACCAAUUCACUUCACCUUCUUGAAUCGAAAAAGAAACACUGCGCGGGGAAAUUGUUUGAACGGCCGAAUUGAUGUCAAUGGCUUGCGAAACAUAAAAUGUAAAUUUAUGUUUAGUUUUUCGGUUUUCUAGUGGCCUACCAUAUUUUUUUUUUUAUAAAAAACCCUUUUUCCUCACUCCCUGCACCUACAUACAGCAAAUGUACGUAAAAUACACAAAAAUCACACAUAAAAUUAGUUAAGUUAUGUUUUAGUUGAUAGCACAUAAGGAAUAAGUCAUGCUGAUAGUAAUGACAGCAGAAGAUGUUUAUGUUGAAUACGAAUAAUGCCGCAUAUCGGGCACUAUUACACAAACUGUUGAUCAUUGUCAUCAUGCAUUGCACGAAACGGAGUGGAGAGUUUAGGAGUACGAUAUCUGUUAUAUGCCAGCUGUGCGUCUGAGUUAAGAUUAAGCGAAGCAGUAAUAGUGAAAGGUAUUGUAAAAUGUAUAUCCCCUUUUUUUGCGUUAUACAAACCACAAAUGAAGCUGUGUAAAUAACAAAACUAAGAGACACCACAAGAAAACCGAGACAGAAAAAUAAUGUUACGUAUAUAUACUAUUUGUAUAUGCUACUUAAAAUCGCCUAUCCCGCCUAAUUUCACCCAAUUUUCGAAUCCUAACGCAGCUCAAGAUGCUAUAUCUAUGUGGUGUCUUCCCCCCGAAACAGAAAACUAAAUUCCACCUUGCAAAAUCUAAUCUAAAACGAAAGUAUUUCCAUAACUGAAUGAGGGUGGAUAAAGCGGAAGUGAAGAACUUCGAUCAAACCAUUGCUGUUGAUUGGUUCCAGUUUUGAAUAAAUAGUUCCCCGAAAACUGAUCUCAGGAGAUCGAAAUAUACGUGUGAAGUGGAGCCUGCAAUGCCAAUGGUUUGAUCAAGUUAAGAGGUCGCUAAAACCCAAACGAAAACUAUGAUAAACAAUCUGUGGUGAUUGUAACUUCAAGCUAGCCAGGUUAUACCAUAUACACAACAUCUAUUUAUAUGUAGCUAUGUAUAUGAAUAGCAUACGAAGAUGUAAUAUUGAUCCACGUAGUUCGGCAUAUGGAGUAAUGAACAAUCCGGAAGCAGAAAAUUACUAAAGCAACAUAUAGAAGAAACAGAAUGCUGGCUAAAUUAAUUGUAUAUCGGCGCGAAGUCAAGCGGCAGUCGAGAGUCGGAAAUCGAAGUCCUAUGAAAAUAAUGCGUUGUAAUUAUAUGUACUAAAACCUAAUGAAUUAUU